UGAUGACUGAUGCCUUCAAUGUUGAUAAAAUUUAGUAAAUAAGAUGAAAUUUUAAUUAAAAGUUAAUAAAUAAACACAACAAAAUAGUAAUCAAUUAAUGUAGCGAAGUGAAUCUGCAUUUAAUCCUCCAAGUGAAGAAAAAAAAUAGCAAUGAUGAAAUAUUCAACAUCACCUACACCGACGAAUUAUCCUCGAAGUACUUCACCACUGCCUGCUCCAGCCAACUACCAGCCCACAACAGCCAGUGCAGCAGUGAAACGAUACAAAUACUUGCGAAGAUUAUUCCAAUUCAAUCAAAUGGACUUUGAAUUCGCUGCGUGGCAAAUGGUUUACUUAUUUGUGUCACCUCAAAAAGUUUUUCGGAAUUUUAAUUAUAGAAAACAUACAAAAUCACAAUUUGCAAGAGAUGAUCCUGCAUUUCUUGUUUUACUGAGUGUCUGGCUCUUCUUAUCUUCAGUAUGUUUUGCAUUAGCGAUGGGCCUGACAUUGGGACAAACAGCACUGUUUGUGCUAUAUGUUGUGUUUGUGGACUUCAUAGGAUCUGGCUUAAUUAUGUCCACAGUACUUUGGUAUGUAAGCAAUAAAUAUCUGCGAGUGGACAUUGAAUCCCCAGACGUAGAGUGGGGCUACGCGUUUGACGUUCACAUAAAUGCUAUGUUCCCCCCACUGUCUCUGUUGCAUUGCUUUCAAAUACUAUUGUUUAAUAAACUACUAGUACAUGGAGGUUUCCUAUCAUGUCUGGUUUCCAAUACAUUUUGGCUUGCGUCAUUCAUAUAUUAUAUCUACAUCACGUUCCUAGGGUAUAGCAAUUUACCGAUGAUGAAAAACGCGCGAGUCUUCCUCUUUCCACUUCCUAUUUUGUGCCUAUUUUAUUUGGGUACCUUAAUGGCCAGUUGGAAUCUAAGCCAUAUGUUGAUGGACUUCUAUCAUUACAGAGUCUUGUAAAAUACUUGAAUAAUUAAUAAAUAUAACACAUCUGUCAAUAAAUUAAUUAAUAAUAAAGUUAGAUUUUUAUAGAACAAGUCCUAUGUAAUAAAAUUUUAUAAGCAAAUGAUAUUAAUUGCUAAUGUUAUUGAAUUGUAAAUACUAUUUAAUAAUAAAUAGGUAUUUAACAAAUAAAUUCGUUUCUCUUUUA
Colias croceus (clouded yellow) is the source of this 1135-nucleotide messenger RNA. RefSeq names its product protein unc-50 homolog (gene Unc50). The transcript has 6 exons. The record is from RefSeq and is a predicted model, not a curated record. Gene Ontology annotation, cellular component: Golgi membrane. Lineage: Eukaryota; Metazoa; Arthropoda; Insecta; Lepidoptera; Pieridae. The coding region runs from base 151 to 945 and encodes 264 amino acids.